AAAUUGAUGAGAUAACCACUUGCUCCCUCUUGAAAUUCCGGUUCUUUAUUCCAGUUCAAAUACAAAAGACGGCAACGAAACAACCGUCAACUUCCUGGUGCAACAACACGCCACUUAAUUCACCAUGUCCCACCCUAAACCCGCACCAGCGCUGUCGACGACAGAAAAGACAUUCAGCUCCUACAACAGCGCGCAAGGAAGCGCCUAUUCCGAAGUCCGUCGCGACUACCACCCAAACCUGUACAAGUUCGUCCUGGAACAGCAUACCUCUACGGGCGGUCAACUUGACAGGCUGGUCGAUGUUGGCUGUGGUCCCGGCCUCGCCGCUCGUGCUCUUGGUCCGCAAUUUACUUCUGUAAUUGGACUCGACCCUUCCGAAGGCAUGAUUGCUACUGCUCGCUCUCUCGGCGGCGUCACAUCGACUUCUGAACCAAUCCGCUACGAGCGUGCUACUGCUGAAGAACUUGGAGGCGUUGAGGAUUCCAGCGUCGACCUCAUCACUUCUUCCAACGCCGCCCAUUGGUUUGACAUGGCGGGUUUCUGGCCCGCGGCAGCUCGUGUUCUCAAGCCCGGCGGCACCGUCGUGCUCUGGACUUCUGGCGAGAUUCGCGCACAUCCCUCCAUGCCCAACUCCGCCGCCAUCCAAGCUGCUAUUGAAAAGCACCAAGAGGGUCCUCUGAUGCCCUACUACGUGGCUGGGAACUUGCUCCCCCGCAAUCGCUACCGCGGCAUCCUACUCCCUUGGACCUUGCCGGAGCCGGUGGAGGCAUUUGAUGAGAGCGCUUUCAUCCGCAAGGAGUGGGACAGUGGCGAGGACUUCCAUGUGGGCGAGUCCGUGGCGGAUCUGGACACGUUCGAGAAGUUGAUGGCGAGUGGAAGUGCUCAGGUGCGAUGGCAUCAGGCUCACCCUGACCUUGUCGGGACUGACAAGGAUCUGGUGAAAAUUCUUCGAAACGAGAUUGAACAGCUGUUGCAUGAAGCUGGUGUGGAGAAGGGAAAGGAGAUGGUCAAGGGCGCAGUGUCAGGAGCAGUGUUGGUUGUGAAAAAGAAGCUGUAGUAUUUUGGAAUCCCUCCGCACUAGUAAUACAGCUGAAAUGAU
This is a messenger RNA of Ilyonectria robusta, 1099 nucleotides long. RefSeq names its product S-adenosyl-L-methionine-dependent methyltransferase. Bases 125 to 1057 code for a protein of 310 amino acids. The transcript has a single exon. NCBI's taxonomy places the organism in Eukaryota, Fungi, Ascomycota, Sordariomycetes, Hypocreales, Nectriaceae. The record is from RefSeq and is a predicted model, not a curated record. Gene Ontology annotation, molecular function: S-adenosylmethionine-dependent methyltransferase activity.